Babesia ovata is the source of this 954-nucleotide messenger RNA. Its product is annotated as caspase recruitment domain-containing protein 11, putative. Lineage: Eukaryota; Apicomplexa; Aconoidasida; Piroplasmida; Babesiidae. The record is from RefSeq and is a predicted model, not a curated record. Bases 1 to 954 code for a protein of 317 amino acids. The transcript is spliced from 4 exons.
AUGCAAAAAACGGAUAAGUAUGGAAGAGGAUGUCCUUUGUGCAGGUGUCACAUAGCGCUUAAGAGCAUCGUUGAGCUGAAGUUCGAGUGCGUUGAACGUAGUAACGGUUUGUUGCCUCUUUCGGUGUCUAAUCGUACGCAGAAACUGAAGGCAAGGUUAAUGCAGAUACAAACGGCAACGAAACAGGAACUGGAAGAUGUAAGGCAACGCCUGUCGAAGGCGACGUCGGACUUGCUCGAGGUGCAGGAACAAUGCGCAUUAAUGGAGAAUGAAAACACGUCGUUUAGAGAGGCGGUAUUGCGUAUGCAAGAGGAUAAUGCAACACUAGUCGGCGAAAACAAGAACCUCAAAGUCGUCGCAGCUGCCGACAAGACAAGCAUUGGACAACUGCACAAUCUGCUGCAAAAGGCUAAAGCCAGGCUCAAGAAACUCGAAGACGUCCACAAUUACCUGAAGGCGGAUGAUCACGGGGCUCAAUCGUUUGAUUCGUGCCUCAAAACACUCAGCUCCACGGAAAAGUUAGCCCUGCUCAGCAACAGGGUAAUCGAGCUUGAGGGGGUCAACAAAACACUCGUGGAUUUGAAGGACGUGUGGAAAAGAAAGUGUGACGAACUCAGCGGCGAGUACCUCGUGCUCGAAAGGGAGCACAGGGCGGCGAUGAUGGCUAAAGCCCCCACCAAUCUGGAGCACCUUUGGGAUCCUUUUAGCGAAUCUUCCAGUUCCACCUCCAGUGGCAGGGAAAAGAACGCGGAAGCAGAGCAUGACAUGCUCAGAAGCAUACCAAAGUCGAUCGAUGUGAGCCAAAUCGGAAGCAGUAGAGCACUGGAGGUUGAGACUAAAAGUCCUCAUAGGCGGACGCACGUGGAAGCAUUCGAUAGUCAUACCGAGAGUGCAUCCACAAAGGCUCCAAAAUUGAAGACGCAAAGGAUCUCGGAUUUCUUCAAAGCUAAUUAA